This is a messenger RNA of Carassius gibelio (silver crucian carp), 2978 nucleotides long. Its product is annotated as CMRF35-like molecule 5. The transcript has 6 exons. Lineage: Eukaryota; Metazoa; Chordata; Actinopteri; Cypriniformes; Cyprinidae. The record is from RefSeq and is a predicted model, not a curated record. Bases 867 to 1694 code for a protein of 275 amino acids.
CAAUGUGCAUGUUUGAUGUAAGUAGUUGAGGCCUCAUUUCUGUACGUGUUUUUUCUUUCUUUUUUUCACUGUGUAAAUAAAUAUAUUUGUUGGCUGUCAGACUGUCGAAUGUCUGAUUAUCUUAUUUUAGCAGUAGGGUUUUUACCCGUACACUACUGUUCUGCUCCAAGUUGGUCACGUGUAUAGGUUUGGCGCCACCUAGUGUCAGUUCAGAGUAAAGCGCAUUUCUCAUACAGUCAGUUACUCCUCAAUAAGUAAAUUGAGUGCAUCCAUAACAUUUGAGCCUUUUUUUUUUUCGAUAUAAGUCAGAGCUGCUUGUAUGCGUAUUCUUUAGUUGUUGUAUAAUUAUUGUGAUUAUUGUUUGUUCACUGUUUUUUUUUUUUUUUUUCAGUUUUACUCCUAAUUCAUAAUGUACACCUCAAUGCCGUCUUAUUAAAAUGUCAAAGUCUAAGAUGAAUCCUGACUCUUCUGUACUUUAUGGAUGGAGUUUGGCUGACUGUUAAAUUGCAUUCGCACAUGCGGGAAGAACAGUACAGUUACACUGAGAAAACAUUUUACACUGAUCUAGGAUCAGAUUGUUUAAUGUCCAAAGACUCAUUCCAAACAUGAGCGAAAGCCCCAACACUUACCUCCGAUCAGUGUCAAAUGGUUAGCAUGUCUACACAUCAAGUGUUAAAACAAGAGGAAGUCAUCUACGGUGUAUAAGAGGAGGGGUGAUUAGAUUGACACCAUCAUACGCGUUUAACCACUCUGACUUCCUUUGUAUUAAAAUAUCGUUUGAAUUUUAGCAGACAGCAUUGCAGAGAUAAUAAAUAUAGAAUCAGCUGAACUUCUAAGUACUAAACUGACUGGAGACUCGAGUAUUGAUGAAGAUGAAGACCUCCCAUGUGCUGUGGAUCGGGAUCUUUCUGUCGGGAUUUAGGGAUUCAGAAGGAAUUGAUAUACGUGGAUAUUUCGGAAAAGGUGUCACCAUCACAUGUUCCCACAGCUGGGCUUCAACCAAUAUAAAGUAUUUCUGCAGAGCUCCAUGUAAAGACAGUACAGAUAUUUUAGUGAAAUCUGACCAGUCACCUGCAGGAAGAUACACACUGAAGGAUUCAGGAGAUGGCACCUUCACUGUGAACAUCACUGAUCUACAGGAGUCAGACUCUGGGAUUUACUGGUGCGGAGUGGAGAGAUUAGGUUAUGACUCAUAUACAGAAGUCAAACUGACAGUAUCUAAAGAUCCACGCGAAAGCAUGACUACAUCAACAGAACCAUACACAUACAUACAAACAUCCACAGAUUCACACACAGUUACACCAGAAGCUCAUUCAGAAUCAACAUCUGUAACAGCACGCAAAACCACCAGCUAUUCAAGCCCUGAUGACAUCACACUCUCACCCUCAAUAACAGCAUCUGUGAACACUACGGUAUACAUAUAUGCUGUUGGUGGUCUGCUCUUAGCAGUAAUCAUGUUUGUAGUUGGACUGAUGACUGUUCAUCAAUACAGGAAAAAAAACAAGACAUCAGAAAGCUUCACGCUGCCCAACCAAAGCAAAGAUAACAAGAAUGAAGGUGUAUAUGAGAAUGAUCUUCUUUGGACAAAAAGCACACAGGUGAAACCUAUCAACAUGACUAUGACCAGACAAGUGCAAAAGAGCCAAGAAGAUGCAGUCUACGAGAAUUCACAUGAACUUUAUGGAAAUCUCUGACCAUAGUGUUAAGCAAUGAAAUUCAGAGAACCAGUUUAAACCUGAUCGUAAUAAGAUCAAAAUCACAUUGAUUCUGUUUCUUUCCCUUUACCUUUUUAUAUAUAUAUACAUUUGUCAUUCCACUUGUAGACAAUUCCUGCUCCUGAGUUAUUUUGUAGAAUCAUAUUUCACAUGGAUGUUUGGUUGUCCCUUAGCGAAAAGUAGUAUACUUCAAGUUUAUUUUAUUAAGUUUACUUAAGUAAAGUUCAAGUAUACUUUUAAGUAUACUUUAUGUAGCAAGUAUACAAAGUGUUCUAGUGUUCUAGUAGUAUACUUGUAAGUGUACUGUUUCAAUACUCCUUGGGACUAAAUUGGCCCACUUUCUAGUAUAUAAAAUAUACUUUUAAAUAUACUUUAAGUAUAACAGUAGCAAACUUUGAGUACACAGCAAAAUCCCCAGUGUUAAUUUAACACUCUGAGUGUGGACUCAUAUAAACACUGAAGCAGUGUUAAAAGUAACACUGAAGCAGAGUUGAAGUUAAUGAGAUAAUUAAGAAGUUAAUUGAGUUAUGAUUGACCAUUAUUGAAGACACCUGAUGUUAACAAGCAGAAUCACCAAACGAGAAAAUCACAAUUUGUGUGUCACCAUUAUAGUGUUCAGUGUUUGCUUUAGCUGGGAUCUUGGCUUGUAAAUUUUUACUUUUAAAGUUUGUUUGUCAAACCAAGAGCAAAAAUCAUCACGUGUUGAUGAUUAUGUUUUAAUGUAAUCAUUGUUUGACAUGAGUCACUGAACUCAUUUACAGUGUUUUCUCAAAGUAAAACUUCCAUUAUUGAUUGUCACAGCUUUGAUUCCACAAUGAAAAAAUAUGUAUUUUCUAUACAUUUUGUAGGUAUCUCUUGCAAGUGAUUCAGAUUUUUUUUAUUUAUUUAUUAAAGAAUUCAAAUUUUAGGCACACACAGAUAACAAUAAUCAACGUAUGAAUCUCAACAACGGUGACAAACAACAUAUUCAGAUAAACAGACCAACUCUCAACAUCACAAAACUAGAUACAAAAUGAACAUAAAAACAGCAAAAAUUAAAUAUAGUUAGAUUAAAAAGUUAAAAAGACAGUUCAGCUCAUAAUUUAUUCAUGCCGCAAUGCAUGAUGGGAGCCAUGGAUGAGUUUUUAUUGGCUACAACAUGCUUUUUUGAUGGUCACCGUUGUUGUGAUGCUCACGCUGAUUCCUGAUGUCUGUGUGUCUAAACAAAAGAUUUCUUUUUUACGUAGAACUAACUAUUAAAAACAUGUCAUACUAUGUCAGAAA